Molecule: messenger RNA, 2154 nt
Organism: Verruconis gallopava
Lineage: Eukaryota; Fungi; Ascomycota; Dothideomycetes; Venturiales; Sympoventuriaceae
Exons: 2
Coding region: 202-2049 (615 amino acids)
Biological process (GO): amino acid transmembrane transport
Cellular component (GO): membrane
Molecular function (GO): L-amino acid transmembrane transporter activity
Source: RefSeq, a predicted model, not a curated record
CUUGUGCAAUAUUUUCGAGCUUAAUCAUGAUCGUGGAAGCAGACAUUGUCGCCAACAGCUAAAGCAUCCCUACACUCACUCCCACUAGCAUUAGCGCCGAUUCCGAACCCCUGCGUUCGCAUGUUGACGGAUGGUUCUUUCCACUGAUUGAUCCGAAGAGCGACAACAGUGAGCAAUGCUCCAGAUCCGAUCCGCCAUUGAAUGAAUAGAACGCAUGCCAUGACCGUCUACCCUGUGCGAGACUCGCUCGAGCUCGCCUCCCUCGCCUCAUCGAGCGAACCCUCUCCUCAAUCCUCGCUCGCCUCAUCUGCUUCCGACACUCACUCCUCACGCAAGCUCUCCCUCGAUGAUGACGAUCCGCUAUAUGACACUGGCCACGAUGGUCUCACCCCGCUCCGCCGCCCACGAGGUCGCUCCUACUCUACCUCAUCCGCCUUUGACUUCGCCACAAACCUCUUUCCCCUUUCCUCCACUGCUACCGAGUAUACGAGCAUUGGGACGCCCGCCAAUUCUGGUCUCGACUCGACUCACUCAGUGAACGGGGGCAGCCUAGAGAAGCACAAGAGCCUGACAUAUUUGAAUGGGCUCGCUCUUGUGAUUGGUCUCAUCAUUGGCUCUGGCAUCUUCUCAAGUCCUGCACAGGUCAACACAAACGCAGGUUCACCUGGCGCGUCCUUGUUAGUCUGGAUCGUCGCUGGCGUGCUGGCAUGGACCGGUGCAGGUAGCUACGCCGAGCUAGGAGGCGCCAUACCGCUCAAUGGCGGCGCGCAAGUCUAUCUUACCAAGAUAUUUGGCGAGUGCGCCGGCUUCCUUUUCACGUGGUCCGCGGUGUGCGUGCUGAAACCUGGUAGUGCCGCCAUCAUCGCCAUCAUAUUCGGCGAGUACAUGGUUCGAGCUGUCGUUGGAGCAGACGCUAUGCACGUCAGUAUGUGGAUUAACAAAGCUGUUGCCUUCGCCGGUAUCUUUCUUGUUACCUUUUUCAAUUGCUUGUCUACCAAGCUAGGCGCCAGGUUGGCCAACAUCUUCAUGUUUUUAAAAUUCGUCGCCUUGUUGGCCAUAACCGUCGUUGGUAUUGUUGUUGCCUUCACAGGCUUUUCGUGGAGAGACAAGGCAAAUGAGGAGUGGAAACAACAUGGAUGGUUUGAUGGCACAAGCACAAGCAUCUCCAAUUGGGCUGUAGCCAUUUAUGCAGGCCUGUGGGCCUUUGACGGUUGGGACAAUGUCAACUACGUCACUGGAGAGUUCAUCAAUCCGUCCAAAGACCUUCCGCUCGUCAUACACACAUCUGUGCCCCUCGUCAUGGUAUCAUACAUACUCGCUAAUAUUGCCUACUACCUUGUCUUGCCAACGCGCGUCAUCAAUUCGUCCAAUACCGUCGCAGUCGCCUUCGGUCAAGAAGUGUUCGGCCGCGUUGGCGCACUCGUGCUAGCGCUCGCGGUCUCAGGUUCAUGCUUUGGCGCCCUCAACGCCACUACUUUUACAUCAGGCCGUCUAGUAUAUGCAGCCGGAAAAGAGGGCUACCUACCGGCAUUUUUCGGCCGGAUCGGCAUCGGCAGCAGAAAUGGCCUGCGAGUUCAGAUAAGGCCUUCGUCCCACCCGCACAUUGCGUUGCUUGCUCAGUUUAUCGCUGACGACGACGUCGGCGUUUUCUACACGCCAGUGAACGCAAUGGUGCUUAACGCGCUGCUCACGAUUGGUUACGUUAUCGUCGGCGAAUUCAGCACUCUUCUCACCUUUUAUGGCGUUGCCGGAUACACGUUUUACUUCGCUACCGUGCUGGGCCUCAUUGUGCUGCGCGUAAAAGAACCUAACUUGCACCGCCCUUACAAAACCUGGAUAACAACACCCAUAGUCUUCUGUUGUGUUAGUCUGUUUCUACUCUCCCGUACCGUUUUCGCCCAGCCAGGCGAGACCCUCCUUGUCAUCGCCUUCGUUGCAGCCGGCGUGCCAGUCUACCUUUGGAGAGUCAGGGGCCGUGGAGGCGCGGCUAAGAGGGAAUGCAGCACAAAGGGCGCCUCCUGGUGGAAGUUUUGGAGAAGGCUGAUAUAAGUGGGAGUUGAUCUACUCCUCGUUUAGAAACAAAACAAAGGCAUAGCCACGUCUUGCAUAGUGAUGGCUGUAUUUGUAAAGAAAUUUGAUCAAUUUACUCUCUCC